Molecule: messenger RNA, 755 nt
Organism: Engraulis encrasicolus (European anchovy)
Lineage: Eukaryota; Metazoa; Chordata; Actinopteri; Clupeiformes; Engraulidae
Product: anaphase-promoting complex subunit 7-like
Exons: 3
Coding region: 447-707 (86 amino acids)
Molecular function (GO): protein binding
Source: RefSeq, a predicted model, not a curated record
AGUGCCGAGAACGCGGAAAGCGUUUUAGUCGUAUGGGCCAUCUCAGGCAACACCAGAGGGUCCAUACAGCGGAAAAGCCAUUUAAGUUCUGUCUACCUGGCCGACCCCCUCACCCAGGACAAGGCCAAGGGGCUACUGGACAAGGCCCUCGCACAGAGACCAGACUACAUCAAGGCAGUGGUCAAGAAGGCAGAACUACUCAGUGAGUAUUAGAGAGAGAGAGAGAGAGAGAGAGAGAGAGAGAGAGAGAGAGAGAGAGAGAGAGAGAGAGAGAGAGAGAGAGAGAGAGAGAGAGACUACUGGACAAGGCCCUCGCACAGAGACCAGACUACAUCAAGGCAGUGGUCAAGAAGGCAGAACUACUCAGCCGGGAGCAGAAGUACGACGAGGGCAUCACGUUGCUAAGGAACACGUUAGCCAAUCAGAGCGACUGUGUGCUGCACAGGAUGCUGGGAGAUUUCCUAUUCGCCGUGCAGGAGUACCAGGAGUCAAUCGACCAAUACAGCAUAGCACUCAGCCUGGACCCCAAUGACCCGAAGUCGUUGGAGGGGAUGCAGAAGAUGGAGAAGGAGGAGUCUCCGAUGGACGCCACGGUGGAGCUGGAUGGAGACGACAUGGAGGGCAGCGGAGAAGACGCAGAGCUGGAGGGCAGCGACAGCGAAGCAGCGCAGUGGGCAGACCAGGAGCAGUGGUUUGGAAUGCAGUGAUGAAGACACACACACACACACACACACACACACACACACACACACACA